AGUCCACAUAACCUGAACCCAGCGUCAAUCCGCAAGCAAGGAAAGCCCAAGAAGGGCAAGAGAGGUUUAGAGCCCCGUCCAAACUCCAAACCAGCCAUGGCGACGGCGGCUGGCGGCGCGCGGCGGGCCCUCGCGGGGCUGCGCUCGGCUUCCUCUUCCAGGGCCUUCUCCCAGCCGGCGCCGGCUGCGGCGGCGGCUCGUUCCCCUGAGCUCGCGGCCUUCUCUCUGCCUCGCUCCACUCGCCGGCGCCCCGCGAUCUCGAGGGUCCCGGUGGAGGCGCUCGGCGGCGCGCAUGGGUUGAUGCCGCUGCACAGCGCCACUGCGUCGGCUUUGCUCACCUCCAUGCUCGGGCUUAAGCCCGGAUCUUGGGGUUGGCUCUCAGAAGGGUUUGCAACACCUCUAUAACAGGAGUGGUGUUUUGGUCACCACACAAGAAACUUUUCUGUUAGCCUUUCCCCCAGCAGGUUCCAAUAACAUUAGUUACAAGACUUGUGGACUAUAAUACCCGGGAUUUUUGCUGAUGGAAUCUGUACUAAAUUUUUUCUCUGCUUAAAACUUAUGAUGGCCUCAUGUGCCAGAUGAUUGUCCAAGCGAUCAUAUUCAUCACAACUUUGCAACAUAUUAUGCAUUUACCUGUUUCUGUUGAUUAA
Messenger RNA from Oryza sativa Japonica Group (Japanese rice), 650 nucleotides. Its product is annotated as protein NUCLEAR FUSION DEFECTIVE 6, mitochondrial. NCBI's taxonomy places the organism in Eukaryota, Viridiplantae, Streptophyta, Magnoliopsida, Poales, Poaceae. The record is from RefSeq and is a predicted model, not a curated record. Gene Ontology annotation, cellular component: mitochondrion.